ACAAUUAAUGACAAACAAUUUAAUCUAAUCGUGAGUGUCCAACAAUUUAUCGAUAAUUUGCUUCUCUUUGACCUUCUUUGAAUUUACUAAUAGUGUUUUCUUUUUCUCAAAAAGUUCAGUUCAUUUUUUUUCUCUUUCAUUUGUUAAUUGUAACUAAUUGUUGUUCUAAUCAUGGGACCACGGAUUCGCGAAGAAGAUGUUCCUCUCGAUUAUGUGGAGGACGAUAAGGUCAAGAUUAAGAUUAAGAUUACCGAUAAUGAUCCUGAUUGGAAGCCAAUGGAACAAAUUGUUUGGACUAAUGUUAUUUGGUAUCUUGUUUUACACAUCGGUGCUUUUUAUGGCCUCUACCUCGCUUGGACACAGGCCUCAUGGGCCACGAUCAUCUAUACGGCCAUUUUUGGGGAACUUUGUCUACUCGGUGUGACCGGAGGAGCUCAUCGUCUUUGGGCUCAUCGCUCUUAUAAGGCCAGUUUACCUUUUCGAUUGUUCCUGUUAAUUUGUAAUACCGCUUGUGGACAGAAUUCGGUUUACGAUUGGGCUCGAGAUCAUCGUGUUCACCAUAAAUACUCUGAAACCGAUGCUGAUCCACAUAAUUCAAAUCGUGGGUUCUUUUUCUCUCACAUGGGUUGGCUAAUGUGCCGAAAACAUCAAUUGGUCGCAAUUUGUGGUCGGAAAAUUGAUCUUUCCGAUUUAACCGCUGACCCUUUGAUUGUUUUCCAACGUCGUCAUUAUAUGAAACUUUUCCUCCUAUUUAGUGUUAUCAUUCCGACGCUCAUUCCAAACUUAUUUUGGUCUGAAAGUCUCUGGUUAUCUUAUUGGUUCUGUGCUGUGACUCGUUAUAUUUUGCAACUUCAUAUCACAUGGCUUGUUAAUUCAGCGGCUCAUAUGUGGGGCUAUCGUCCAUAUGAUUCAUCAAUCGCUUCAGCUGAAAAUUAUUUCGUCUCGUCUCUAGCCUUGGGUGAAGGUCAUCACAAUUACCACCACACAUUCCCAUGGGAUUAUUCAACAUCAGAAUGGGGAUGGUCAUUCAAUUUGACCACAAUGGUCCUCGAUUCAGCUCGCAAAUUGGGUCUCAUUUGGGACUGUAAAAGUGUCACAAAGGAAACCAUUGCUGCAAGAUGCAAUCGGACUGGUGUUAAACGUGAUUAAGUGAUAAAUUUUUCUCAAUUUACUUGACAACAAAUCUCAUGGACAAUUAAUCUAAACUUAACAAUUUAAGUUAACGAUCAAUACGUCAAUACAUGUAUUAUUUUCAUAUUUGACAACAUGGGAAUUUUUUUCACAUGAUCAAUGUAAUAAGCUGAAAAUCCCAUUCUCAGUUAACCCAUUCCAUACAAUUUCAUUCAAUUUAAACAAUCAACCGGUUAAGAAGUUGAUUGUUAUGGAACAACUAACAAAAAUUAAACUAAAUUAAAAAAAUAUUCACAGAAUGAUAUUGAUAAAUAAAAAGUUUCGACAAAUA
Messenger RNA from Panonychus citri (citrus red mite), 1462 nucleotides. Its product is annotated as acyl-CoA Delta12-desaturase-like. The record is from RefSeq and is a predicted model, not a curated record. Gene Ontology annotation, cellular component: endoplasmic reticulum membrane. Gene Ontology annotation, molecular function: stearoyl-CoA 9-desaturase activity; iron ion binding. NCBI's taxonomy places the organism in Eukaryota, Metazoa, Arthropoda, Arachnida, Trombidiformes, Tetranychidae. The transcript has 2 exons. Bases 172 to 1149 code for a protein of 325 amino acids. Gene Ontology annotation, biological process: unsaturated fatty acid biosynthetic process.